ACAAAACUUGGCUAUGCAGGAAAUACGGAACCACAGUUCAUUAUUCCAUCAUGUAUUGCAAUCAGAGAGUCACCAAAAGUAGGCGACCAAGCCCAGAGGAGAGAAUUGAAGGGAGUUGAUGAUCUAGACUUUUUCAUAGGAGAUGAAGCCAUAGAUAAACCUACCUAUGCUACAAAAUGGCCCAUACGACACGGUCUUGUUGAAGACUGGGAUCUCAUGGAGAGAUUCAUGGAGCAAGUAAUUUUUAAAUAUCUUCGCGCUGAACCCGAGGAUCAUUACUUUUUAAUGACAGAACCUCCACUGAACACUCCAGAAAACAGAGAGUAUCUUGCAGAAAUCAUGUUUGAAUCUUUUAACGUACCAGGACUUUACAUUGCUGUUCAGGCAGUGUUGGCCUUAGCCGCAUCUUGGACUUCACGGCAGGUUGGCGAACGUACAUUAACAGGAAUAGUCAUUGACAGUGGUGAUGGAGUAACACAUGUAAUUCCUGUGGCAGAAGGUUAUGUAAUUGGAAGUUGCAUCAAACAUAUCCCUAUUGCAGGUAGAGAUAUUACAUAUUUCAUUCAGCAGAUCCUAAGGGAGAGGGAGGUAGGAAUUCCCCCUGAACAGUCUCUGGAGACAGCAAAAGCCAUAAAGGAAAAAUAUUGUUACAUUUGCCCUGACAUAGUAAAAGAAUUUGCCAAAUAUGAUAUAGAUCCACAAAAAUGGAUCAAACAGUACACAGGCAUCAAUGCAAUCAACAAAAAUAAAUUCAUUAUAGAUAUUGGUUAUGAAAGGUUUCUUGGACCUGAAAUUUUCUUUCAUCCUGAGCUUGCUAAUCCAGAUUUUAUGGAAUCCAUUUCGGAUGUAGUUGAUGAAGUUAUACAGAACUGUCCCAUUGAUGUUCGUCGUCCAUUAUAUAAGAAUGUGGUUCUUUCAGGAGGAUCCACAAUGUUCAGGGAUUUUGGACGUCGACUACAGAGAGACUUGAAAAGAAUAGUGGAUGCAAGAUUGAAACUUAGCGAAGAACUCAGUGGUGGUCGGAUAAAGCCCAAACCGGUUGAAGUUCAAGUGAUAACACACCAUAUGCAGCGCUAUGCAGUUUGGUUUGGAGGUUCCAUGCUUGCUUCAACAACAGAGUUUUUCCAAGUAUGUCACACCAAGAAGGACUAUGAAGAAUAUGGCCCUAGUAUUUGUCGUCAUAAUCCUGUCUUUGGAGUCAUGUCAUAGCACUUGUCUAAUGGAAGUCAUGGGUCAGAUAUCUUGCUGGUGAAGAAACUCUUCGGAAAUGGAAGAAGGCAGCAGUUACUGUAAAUACUGAAGCAAGAAGUGGAUGUUCAUCUCUUGGGCCAGGUCUACACUACCGCGGUAGUUCGACGGCUGGCAAUCGAAGUUCCGG
Emys orbicularis (European pond turtle) is the source of this 1378-nucleotide messenger RNA. It is a transcript of the gene ACTR3B, whose product is annotated as actin related protein 3B. The coding region runs from base 217 to 1209 and encodes 330 amino acids. Gene Ontology annotation, molecular function: actin filament binding. The record is from RefSeq and is a predicted model, not a curated record. Lineage: Eukaryota; Metazoa; Chordata; Testudines; Emydidae. The transcript is spliced from 11 exons. Gene Ontology annotation, cellular component: actin cortical patch.